GAAGAGCCAGGAGCAAGCUGGCAGAGAGAAAAGUUUUAUCAGCAGCACUCUUCAAACGAACUGUAGUCCUGAUUGCUCGCUCACUGGUCCGCCACAAAGAUUGUACACCAUGUAUAGCUUUGUGGACCAGAUUCGCCAGCAUAGGCAGACACUGCUAUUCAUUUUUGCGGCAAUAACAGCUUUUGCUGUAGUAUGUCAGGGACAAGAAUCAUCGUUUUCACUUAGCAUCAGCUCGGGAGAUCCCCUACUGCCAUGUGUAUAUCGAGGAGAACCUUAUCUCCAUGGAGAGUCUUGGAGUGUUGAUGAAUGUACGACUUGUACUUGUGAAAAUGCUACCACGACCUGUGUGAUCGAGAGUUGUCAACCUGCCUUCUGUAUUCAACCUAUAAAACCUGAGGGAGAAUGUUGCUUCUUAUGUCCUUUCAAUGUAAAGGUGAAGAAGGUAUCUCCUGUGAUAACCAGUACAGGCAGCAUAUCAGAAGGCAGAGAGAACCGUCUAAGGCUUCGAGUACCCAUCAAGUUCCAGGAAGCUCAAGAUACAACAGGUGUCCAAGGAGAAGGUCUUUGGAGACUCAGUGCAUGGGCCUCACCCAAUGCAGAUGGCAGGGGACAAAGAUUUGGUUAUCAGAGUCAGACCCUUGAUGAGGCCCAACAGGCACAGCACUAUAAGAAGAAGGACUCAUUCCAAUUUGAGGAUGUGGACUUCCGUCUCACUGACCCUUUUGCCCAGUGUACAGACAUGAUGUAUAUCUGUACUCGAUUGGAUCGCGGAGACAGCCCCAGAACAAAGGGAGGUCUGGACUACGAGUUCUCUGGCUUCCCUGAUGACAAUGCUCUUGUUGGCUGUACAACUGCUCCGGAAUGCAAAGAUAUACAAGCUAGAGGCUUGAGUUGGCGUUACUCUGCAAGAAGCAUUGUAGCUGGAAUGGAGAAUGAGCUUUUCAUCAACGCCACUGUCUUGUUUACCUCUACUUCUUCCGGCGUCUCUGGAAAUAAUCUUUGGAGACUUGGCCUGUAUGGCAGCAAGAAUGAGGAUGGAAGUGGGGAGAAGUUCAACUACAAUGAGCAGACACUGAACAAUGUGGAAGUCUCUAAGACCUUGCCAGAUGGUGGUCCUCUAGAAUUCACAGAGGCCAGGGCCAUGUUUGAUGUGGCUGCUAUUGGAUGUGGUCCAUUCACCUACUCUUGUAUGGAUUUCACAAGGAAUGAGAAUGCUGAUCCAUUAUUUUCCUUCUCUGUGCUUCCUGAAGGCGAUACCAUCACUCUGUGUCAAGAAAGUAAUUGUAGGGCAGAUCUAAGCAUCUUCAGUGUUCGGGACACUGUCCUGAGUGGUACAGUCAUUGAUGGUCGUGGAUCCAAUCCAUAUUCAAUGGAUGUGGAUAUCAGUGGUGGUGGAGUUGGUGUAGCUGGCAGUGGCCUCUGGAAAUUGAAUGCUUUUGGAAGCUCCAAUGCAGAUGGUUCAGGAAGACGUUACAGUGAGAGUUCACAGGUGCUCACAAGGAGUCAGCAAGACCAGACUUUCCGCCACCCCGAUGAUUUGACUUUUGCCAAUGUUGAAUUUGAUAUUAGCAUGCGUGAUUUGACGUGCACUGAAGUACAGUAUGUCUGUGUGGAAUUUGCUAAGGGAGAAAACCCUAGCACUGUUUUCAAUCUCAUCCCUGUACCUGAUGAAACUAUAAUGACAAGCUGUUCUCCAGCAGAAUGCGAAGGUGUGUUUGCCAGAGGUUUGACUUGGCGCUACUCGGCAUCAAGCAUCAUUGCUGGUAUUGAGAAUCCGCUUGAUAUCACUGCCUCCGUGAUCUUCACUUCAACUUCUCCAGCUAUGUCUGGCUCAAAUCUUUGGAGACUUGGACUCUAUGGAAGCAAAAAUGUUGAUGGCAGUGGCGAGAGGUUCAACUACAACACCCAAACCCUUAACAAUUUGGAAGUCUCUAAGAGCUUGGCAGCUGGUGGUCCUUUAGAGUUUGUGGAUGCUUCAGCCAUGUUUGAUGUAGCUGCCAUUGGAUGUGGUCCUUUCAUCUAUGCUUGCAUGGAAUUUACUAAGAAUGAGAAUCCAAAUCCUGAUUUCUACUUUGGGGUGAUUCCAGAGGGUGAUGUUAUCACUGUUUGCGAGAAGAGUCCAUGCAGAGCAAAUUUGGAGAUUACAAAUGUUGGCAAUCGUGUUUUGAGGGGUAUCCUUAAUGACCGUUACUCCAACCCCAUCUCCAUGGAAGUUGCUAUCCGUGGUCAAGGUGUGGGUGUGGCUGGAGAAGGAUUGUGGGAAAUGAGUGCAUUUGGGAGCUCCAAUAUGAAUGGUCUAGGACAACGCUACAGUGAGAGGAAUCAGGUGCUCACUAAAGAACAGCAAGACAAGACGAUGCGUGUCACUGAAGACAUGCUUUAUGCCAGUGUAGAUUUUGACCUUAACAUGAGUGGAUUGACAUGCAACCAGGUCCAAUAUAUUUGUGUGGAAUUUAGAAAAGGGGGAUUCCCCACUACCAAUUUCAACCUUAUCCCUGUUCCUGACCCCAGUAUCCUAGUCAGUUGUUCCCCUGCUGAUUGUGAAGGAGUAUUUGCUGAGGAACUUCAGUGGACAGUGGAACCAGUUGAACCCGUUUUCCCAGAUGAAGCGAGCUCUGUCAGCAUUGACAGUACUGUACUCUUCCGCGAUGGCAACCGGGAGCUAGUCGGCAGUGGCCUGUGGCGCCAGGGUCUCUUUGGUAGCAGGAACAGGGAUGGUAGUGGGGAGCGAUUCGACUACCAGAGCCAGACUCUUGAUAGACCCCAACAAGGUACCACCCUCAUAGCAGAUAGCCCUCUUGAAAUCCAGGACGCUAUCACCGACUUCCAGAUGGGAACAAUUGGAUGCAAUGACUUUAACUACCUCUGUCUAGAAUUCACUGGAGGAGAUAACCCAAACCCCGAUUUCUUCUUCCGAGUGGUGGGUGCCGUUGACAAUAGUGCCAGAGCCAACACACUUGUCACCUGUAAAGAGCAAGAAUGUCUCUCAAGGGCCGUUUUCACAGACUUGGAAGCUGAUCUUGGAAACCAGAUCAUCUAUGAAAAUAAGAGGAAUCCUCUUAGUGUUGACCUCUCUGGUAUCACCCAUGACGAUUCCACCAAUGUCCGAGGAGACCAGCUAUGGAAGGUUGGUGUCUAUGGCAGCAGGAGAGCAGAUGGCUCUGGUCCUAAGGCUGGCCUCAACGAGCAAAUCCUGGAUCCCUCUGAAGCAGGCACUACUCUGUUGGAUGACCAGAACCUUGACAUGAACAGCGUCACCUUUGACUUUGACAUGACUGGCAUUCGCUGUGAGGAUGCUGAAUGGGUCUGCUUUGAUCUUGACAAGAACAACAGGGCUAGUGUAAACUACGUAUUCGAGGCUCGCCCAGAUGAAUCGGUAAUCACUGAGUGUAUUGACAUGAGGGACCGUUGCAAAGGUGUCACUGCUAUUGAUAUUGACUGGAAUUAUGAAAUUGGUGAUGCUCCAUUUGGUCAGCCAUCUCCUCUUACCCUCGACACCAACAUCAACUUUGACCCAGAGAGUCCAGAUGUCAAUGGACAAGGCUUAUGGCAGCUUGGCGUAUUCGCCGCUACCCGUCCAAAUGGUGAUGGCCCUCGUAGGGACGAAAUUACACAGACCCUAGACCCCUUCAAUGAAGCUCGACCUCUUGAAGAAGGUGGACCUCUUGAAUUUGACAACAUUGUUACCAACUUCCCAAUCGAUGAGCUUGGCUGUGAUGACUACCGUUUCUUAUGUGUGGAAUUCAAGCAAGGUGUCAACCCUGCCCCAGGCUUCAAAUUCGAGACCCAAGCUGGAACUGAUUCAAUCAUAUCUUGCAGGGAGCAACCAUGUAGAGGUGUCGAGGUUGAAGAUCUUACAUCCACCCCCACUGAUACACCCUCUGACCUGAUACUCUAUGAAGGCAAGGCAACCAAUCCUAUCCAGUACGAGUCUGUUGCAACUACAACCCCUGAUUCAGGUGUGGUACGUGGUGUGGACCUGUGGACCCUCAGCCAGUGGGGUAGUGAGCGUGCCAAUGGUAAUGGACCCCAGAAUAACUUCCAGGAGCAAGUUCUCUCUGGCUAUCAUGCUUCUCUUCCUGUCCUGACUGCUGGUGACACUCUAGAUUUUGUGCCUCUUGCCACCAAUUUUGAUAUGACAGGCCUUCGUUGUCCGCAGGUCAAAUACAUCUGUAAUGAGCUCAGCAAAAACCCAGUUUCCAGACCUGACUUUGAGUUUACUGCCGUUCCUGAUGAAUCUGUACUCAGGAGUUGCUUUGAGGUGCCUGAUGGAGCUUGCAAAGGUGUUGUUUUCACCGACCUGGAUUGGGACAUGACCCAUGGACGAGUUUCCCCAGAUAGUCCUGAUGAUGUGCGCUUCAAUGUUGAUGUCAGCACACUGCCUGAGAGUGGUGCAGCAGAUGGAGAUGGUCUUUGGCGUAUUGGUGUGUUUGGAGCCCAGAACCCACAGGGAACAGGUCCUCGUCUUGAUUACAAGCGUCAGAUCUUGACCCGUAGCCAGUCCUCAACCCCAGCUGAGGGAGAAGGCAUGCCCCUUGAGUUGAAUCGUCUGGAGACUGAAUUUGAUCUGUCACAGCUUGGAUGUGAUUCUGAGUACCGCUGGCUCUGUCUAGAGUUCGCCAAGGGUCUACGUGCCAGCCCAGACUUCGAAUUUGAGAUCAAUGGAGGUGGUGAUGUUAUCAUCAGCUGUAAGGAGCAGCCUUGCCGAAGACCUGUUAUGAUCAAUGAUGUCGUAACUGAUCCACUUGGCAAUAAUCGUGUGAAUGAGGGCACCAGAAACAACCGAAUCUUGUACGAAAUGACAGCCAUAGCUGAUCCUUCUAGUGGAAAGGCCCAAGGUCAGGGACUUUGGGACGUUACAACAUAUGGUAGCACCUUCCCUGAUGGCCGUGGUAUGCGAUACAACCCACAAACUGCAUAUGUCUUCACCCAGUACCAGAAAGACAAAUCUGCAUUCCCUGGUGAGAACAUCCGUUAUGGAGCUGUGGACACCAACAUGGAUAUGACAGGCUUGACUUGCAACGAAGUAAGGUACUUCUGUACUGAGCUUCGCAAGGGAGAAAGACCCAGGCCAGACUUUGUAUUGGUUGCCAACCCCACUGAAGAUGUCUUGACUUCUUGCUUUGAGAUGAACUGUGAAGGAGUUUUGAUUGAUAACACCCGACUGAUUCUCAACUCUGACCCUGAAUUGUCUGAUGGACCCAAUGAUCUAUCAUUCGACUUUACUGUGAACUCCAACCCUACUGGAGGAGAUGCAAAUGGUAAUAAUCUCUGGCGUCUUGAGACCUAUACUUCCACCAACAACGAUGGCUCUGGUAGGCGUGACAUUCUGCGUACUCAGACGCUGGAUCCUGCCGAUGCUAGCACUGACAUGGGUGCUGGAGAUACAAUGACCUUCCGUAACCUAGAUGCCCUUGUUGAUUCUGCUGAUAUCAACUGCGAUGAAGACUACUAUAUCUGUGCCAGUCUUUACAAGCACGUUGCAGCCUCUUCAGAUUUUUCAAUGAGAGCCACCAGAGAGGGUGCCCUUACUGAUUGUAGAUUUAUUCGUUGUGCCAAGGCUCCUCCACCUGCGGUGAAAGGUCGUCCAGGACCAAAGGGAGCUAAGGGAGAACCAUUUGACAUCCCACCUGGUAUGGUUGGACCACCUGGAAGACCUGGAUUAGCUGGACCCCCUGGAUAUCGUGGACGUCGUGGACCUAAUGGACUUUCUGGACCUGCUGGAGGACGGGGAGAAGAUGGACGUGAUGGAAACCCUGGAAACCGUGGAGUUCCUGGACCACCUGGACCCCCUGGGCCACCUGGUGAGGUUGCUGCUGCUGCCACAUUCCAGUCAAAGGGACCUGCUUACACAGCACCUGUUUACAAUACUGCUCCAGGACGCCCUGGAUCCCCUGGUUACAGUGGACACCGUGGAGCACGCGGACCACAAGGACUGAUGGGACCAAUGGGACCUCCAGGACCCUCUGGACCUAUGGGAAUGGCUGGACCCCGUGGACUUCGUGGUGAAGAUGGAGAAGAUGGCAAAGAUGGUCAAAAUGGAAGACCAGGAGAAAUUGGACUUCAAGGAAUCAGUGGCCGACCCGGUUUAUCUGGAAUGCCAGGAAUGCCAGGUGCACAAGGACACAAAGGAUGGGGUGGUCGCCAUGGAGCUCCUGGAGCAGCUGGAGAGAGGGGAGAAGCUGGUGAAAGUGGAAACAUGGGUGCCCCAGGAAUGGUUGGAGCUGUAGGAAACCCUGGACCUCGUGGACCAAGUGGAUCUCGUGGUGCUUCUGGACCUAAAGGACCUUCUGGAGAUUCAGGAGCCAGGGGAUCUAAUGGAGAACAAGGACCAACUGGAAGCAUGGGACCUAUUGGACCUGCUGGACUACCUGGAUUAGUUGGAGCAACGGGAGAUACCGGUCUGACAGGAGGCCAAGGAUCAACUGGACCAGUAGGUCUUGUAGGAGAAUCUGGUGCUCGUGGCAAACCUGGUACCGCUGGAGCCCCUGGUGUUCCCGGAACGAGUGGAGACAGCGGACCCAUUGGUGAUAUGGGAGUACAAGGAGAGGUUGGAGCACCUGGCAGGAAUGGAGCUCCUGGACUUCAGGGAUCUAUCGGACCUGUUGGUAUCAGUGGAGAAAGGGGAGAUGCUGGUCUUCCAGGAUACGUUGGAUUGACUGGAAGCCGUGGACCUGCAGGACCAAUUGGAGCCCGUGGAAUCGCUGGAGAACAAGGACCAACUGGCCCAGGUGGAUCAGAGGGAGAAACUGGAUCUACAGGACCUGCUGGACCACGUGGACCAAUGGGAGAACUGGGACCUAAUGGUGGACCUGGACUUCUUGGAGCUCCUGGAAAUCCUGGAUUCAUGGGUGAUAUGGGAGAGUCUGGUGAACAAGGAAGCCCUGGUGAGCCUGGAUCGAGGGGUACAAAUGGUGAGCCUGGUACCCCUGGACAGACUGGACCCAAUGGUGCUCCUGGUGAUGAUGGACUUGCUGGUAAUGAUGGAAAGACUGGCCCCACUGGUAGCCCAGGAAGGGAUGGACCUGCUGGAGCCUCUGGAGACAGGGGGGCAGUCGGACCACCUGGAGCACAGGGACCACCUGGAAUCGCUGGAGAAGCUGGAUUCAAUGGCAACACUGGUAUUCAAGGACCCCCUGGAGUUCGUGGGGAUGCUGGUGGUGAUGGAGAGCGUGGUGCAGAUGGACCUACUGGUCUUCCUGGUGCUCCUGGUAACCGUGGUGAUGGUGGAAUCCAAGGACCUGUCGGUGUUGGUGGAGCUCAGGGACCCCCUGGCGCACCUGGACUUGUUGGAACACGUGGAGCACGCGGAGUCCCUGGAGCCACUGGACCUCGUGGAGGAGUUGGUGUCUCUGGAGAUGCUGGUGAACAAGGUCUAAGAGGAGCUGCAGGAAUCCAGGGAGCCUCAGGUAUCGCUGGAGAACGUGGAACAGAAGGACGAUCAGGAAGAAAUGGAGAAGUUGGAACUACUGGAAUUGCUGGAAGCAUGGGACAGCCUGGUCUCCGUGGAUUACCUGGACCCCCUGGUCUCCGUGGUGGUGUUGGACAAGGUGGUGAGAUGGGUGCACAGGGUGACCGUGGACCAGCUGGACCCGCUGGACCUCCAGGAAGGACUGGUGAAGCUGGUGGCAUGGGACCUAUGGGACCAAUGGGUGUAUCAGGAGCACGAGGAGACAGUGGCCUGCCUGGUGACCCAGGACCAAAUGGACCAUCAGGACCAAAGGGACAACGCGGAGCUGGUGGAGAGAAAGGAUCAAUGGGAUCUCGUGGUAUCCCUGGAAACCCUGGACCCGGUGGUCCUCCAGGUGAACGUGGACCUGCUGGUUUACAAGGAGAGAAGGGAGAAGCUGGACCAUCUGGUAGCCAGGGUAGACCUGGAAGGAGUGGACCUCAGGGUAAUAUGGGACCCCGUGGAAGCCGUGGUGAGGUUGGCAACCAAGGAGCAAUUGGACCUAUGGGAUCACCUGGAAUGAAUGGACCUCCAGGAGUUGUUGGUGAACCAGGACCUUCUGGACCUGUUGGAAAUAAUGGCCGCCCUGGUGAUGACGGACGUAUGGGAACCCGUGGACCACAAGGAAACCAAGGACCACGUGGACCUCCAGGACCAGCUGGAUUGGCUGGACCACAGGGUAGCACUGGAGAUGAUGGACGUGAUGGACCAAUGGGACCUAUGGGACCUAUGGGACCUCAAGGACAGAUUGGAGGCUUGGGAGCAUUGGGAACCCAUGGAUUGAUGGGACCACCUGGACCUGCUGGAGCACCUGGAAGACGGGGUACUGAUGGAGAUGAGGGAUCCACCGGACCUGAUGGUGAGCGUGGAGAACGUGGACGCAUGGGACCAGCUGGACCUGCUGGACCUCGUGGAAUGCCAGGAAGUGAUGGCCGUGAUGGUAAUGAUGGUAAAGUUGGACCAGUUGGACCUGUUGGUGCACGAGGAGACACUGGACCCAAGGGUAACAAUGGAAUGAAUGGACUAAUGGGACCACGUGGAGCUGUUGGACCUAUGGGAGCACAGGGAGAGCGUGGAAACCGUGGUAAGCAAGGAGCACAAGGUCCAGUUGGCAACGUUGGAGAGUCUGGAGGUACUGGACCAAUGGGACCCAUGGGACCUGCUGGACCCCGUGGUGAAGUUGGUAGCCAAGGACCUAAUGGACAUAAGGGACAAACUGGAAUGCCUGGUAGGAUGGGAAUGCCUGGAGUUGCUGGUGAGCCAGGACCUAAUGGAGAAGGUGGACCACAGGGUAUCCGAGGUAUCCCUGGAGUUGUUGGAGAGAGUGGAAAGACAGGAAGAUCAGGACCACGUGGACCCCCAGGACUUCGUGGAGGUGGAGGAUCACGUGGAGAGCGUGGAGGUGUUGGACCCGCUGGACCUCCAGGACCCCCUGGACCACCUGGACCACCUGGUGAAGUCUCAAUGGCUGCUGCCAUGCCACGAAUGCCAGUUCAACAAUCCAAGGGACCCAGCCAGUAUUCACACUAUUACCGUGAUGAGGUUCCCAAGACCGUUGAUGAGAUCGACAGAACCAAAUUCCAGGAAUACAUUGCCAAGUUUGAGAGUGAAGUUCGCUCCCUCUUUGAACCUCUUGGAAGCCGCGACCAACCCCUCCGUAGCUGUAAGGAUCUCUUCAAGUGCUUCCCAGAAGCUGAAGAAGGCAACUACUGGAUCGAUUCCAAUGAGGGCUCUGUCAAGGAUGCUUUCCUAGCUCAUUGUGUGAAGCGUGGAGAGAGUGGUGGCCCAGAGACUUGCAUUACACCUGUAGUUGAUUCGAUCGCACCUGCACAAUGGUACGAAGGCCCAGCCGGACCAAGAUAUAUCAGUGAAAUGGGUCUAGAUAAGUUCUCAUACCAGGCUAGUGAAGUUCAACUUACCUUCCUGCGUCUGUUGUCCACAAGAGCACACCAGAAUGUUACCUACCACUGUAAGAACUCUGUAGCUGUCACUGACAGGACCACUGGAUCCACAGAGCAGGCUCUGAAACUCAUGACCACAUCAGAUGUAGUGUUAUCACCUAAUGCACCAAGUUUUGAACAAUAUGAAGUUAUUGGAAAUGAUGAAUGUCAAGACCGAACAGGAGAAUGGGGCCAGACUGUUAUAAACUAUUCCACCAGGAGAAACACCCGUCUUCCAAUUGUUGACGUUGCUCCUUCAGAUAUUGGAGGAGAAGGCCAAGAGUUUGGUAUUACUUUGGGACCUGUGUGUUUCUCAUAGAUUCUGACCCUUUUCUAAACUAUUUUGAAUUGUCUUUGAAAUAACAGCAGCAAAAAGCAGAAAAAAGAAUGUGAAUUUUGGAGACUAUUUAUCAUAACAUCUGGCAGCCUCUCAUAAAACUGGAGCAUCCCUUUUCUCGUCUGGUGUGUGUUUUUUUUUAAAUCUAUGCAGACUGAAAUUCUUGCCAUGGUGUUCACAAAGCAAUAAUGAAUUAUUUGUAGGGAAGUCUCUUAUUUUAUGGCUUGAACAAAAAUCCAAAAUUUACCAGAAAAGGACAAAAAUGAAGUCUCCAGUGACACGAUUUACCUUGAAGGCUGACCAGAAAGUUGAUACUAGAUGGAAUACAUGAUCUUGUACUUUACCAAUCUAUUCAAUGAUAUGAAAAAUGUGCCUUACUAUAUAUCUGAUUGACAGGUUAAAGUAUGAUCAAAAGAUAAUCUAUUUUUAUAUCCAUACAUAUACAUUUUCAAUUUAAUUGUCAAAACUGUGGUUGAAAUGAAUCUUAUUGAUGUCCUUGUGUCUUUGAUAGUGGUGUGGAAUAUAUAUAUGAUUGUAUACCAUUCUCACCUCUUUAUUCUCUUUUUAUUGAUUUGCUUUGAAAUGGUGCUAGCUCUCUAGUUUGUCAGAUAUAAGUGGACUCCCUUGCGCUGACUCUAGAAGCCUUUCUAAGUAGAAAUAGAUCUAAAUGUUUCCUUUGUUACCCAGUAAGUCUUUGAUCUUUCUGGAGGUUUUUCUUGUAUUGUGUCUUUCGUCUGUGUUUACCAAUAGUUUUUAACCUUGUGCAUUUUAUUGUAUUUUUGUCAUCAAUUUGAUUAGAAUGCUCUUCCAUAAUAGCUAAAGAGAAAAAAGACAGUGAAAGAAAUAGAAAUAGAAUUAUCAAGCAUAAGUCUUUUCGCAUUUCUACUUUCCAUAACAAACAUGUCUUCAGAUAUUCUUUACUAAAUUGGUGUCUAUUGGCAGUGUUUUCAUGAAUUCAGUAACUAUGCAAAUCAAGAGAUGUUCUAUUUUUUCAUGGUCAAGACAAUAUUUUUAUAAUGCUACAUUAUAUACUGUUGAAUAGAUUGGUUGAUGCAAUGUGUUGUGUGAGAUUAUUAUUGAUUAAUAAAAGAGCUUCCCUACGAAA
Molecule: messenger RNA, 10832 nt
Organism: Lytechinus variegatus (green sea urchin)
Lineage: Eukaryota; Metazoa; Echinodermata; Echinoidea; Temnopleuroida; Toxopneustidae
Molecular function (GO): extracellular matrix structural constituent; protein binding
Source: RefSeq, a predicted model, not a curated record